CGUUAAUGAAUGUUAAUGUCGUUUGCACAGCGCGCUAUUUGUUAGCGUUCUGCAGACCUUAUCUCGCCCAAGGCUGCACCUAAUUUAAACUCUGCAUUGCGUUAGGUGUAGAUGAGUGUUAUUGAGUAAAAUUCAACUUCAAUGCAAUGCCGGAAAUACGAAUAAAGAAUAUUGACAUUGCCAAGGAUGGUCUAUGUUUAGCUGUUGACUGGGGAAAUGAUCACAAACGAAGAUGCAGCAGCAAAUGGCUUCGAUUCAAUUGUUCGUGUGAUAAAUGCAAACCGGCAUUCUCAGGAAUGUAUCCAUUAGACAGAACAGAAUUUGAAGACAAUAUUAUGAUAGAAAAUGCAACAGUUUCAGGGCAAGAAUUGCAUUGCAUUAUUACAAAGGAUGUAUACCCAAAUCAUGUGACCAAAAUAUCUCUUGACUAUUUAUUGUCAAAUUGCAACUGUGAUUCCUGCAUCAAUAAAGAUUUAGAAAAACGUAAAUGCGUCAUGGCUCAUCCUUCUAAACACUCAGUUCCGUAUGCCGACUAUGAUAGUACGUUAACAGAAGGAGGAUUAUUCGGAUUCCUGGAAAAAAUCAUUACCUACGGAUUUUGUGUGGUUCAAAAUGUACCCACAAAUAAAGAAAAAGGGAUGGAGUUUGGCGAAACCUUCAGUCAAAUAAGAUCAACGCUUUAUGGAAAGAACUGGGAAGUUCGCAGCGUAGCCCAGCCAUGCAAUGCCGCUUACACUCAGGUUAAACUUCCUUCACACGAAGACUUACCGAUGUAUGAAUCUGCUCCGGGAGUUCAACUACUCCAUGCUUUCAGAUUUGAUGAAGCAGUUAUUGGGGGAGAAAGCAAAAUUGUUGAUUUGAUUGGAUGUGCUGAAAUCUUAAGAAAGAUCGAACCGGAACAUUUUAAAACUUUGUGUACAGUUCCCGGCGGACACGAAACAGUUGAUCUGGAACGUGAAAUGCCAUGUUGGUUGAAGCAUUCAAAAACACAUAUCGAGUUGGAUUACUUUGGCGAGAUAGUUGCAGUAAAUUGGCAUCCGGCUAUAGAAACAACUUUGCGAAUAAAGCAAUGUGAUGUAGAUGCUUACUACCAAGCCCAUAAAGCUUUCAUGAACGUCGUACAUAAUCCAGAGAACCAGUUUAUUUUUCGAUUGCAAAACGGAGAAAUGCUGGUUAUGAAUAACCACCGUGGGGCACAUGCACGACAAGCAUAUACAGCAAUUGAAGACGGAGAUAGAUGUCUACAUGGAUAUUACGUAAACAUGGAUGACUUGAAGAGCAAAUAUAUGGUGUUGGCAAACAAGCUUGGCAAAGAUGUCACACCAAUGAAAAUUGCAAAUCGAAGCAGCAUUUAGAAAAUAAAUAACAUUAUAUUACAAAACAUAUUAAUGUUUAUGAAACUGAUGAAUAAAGUAUACACGGAAUAAUAAUUGUACAAAGUUAUACUUAUUAAUAUGUUGAUGUCGGUGACUUUCUUUAAACAAAUAUAAAUGAUAAGGUAAUGAAAA
This is a messenger RNA of Styela clava, 1508 nucleotides long. Lineage: Eukaryota; Metazoa; Chordata; Ascidiacea; Stolidobranchia; Styelidae. The record is from RefSeq and is a predicted model, not a curated record.